Cuscuta epithymum is the source of this 1959-nucleotide messenger RNA. NCBI's taxonomy places the organism in Eukaryota, Viridiplantae, Streptophyta, Magnoliopsida, Solanales, Convolvulaceae. The record is from the annotation of a GenBank genome assembly.
CCCUCCUUGGCUGCCUAAGUAAGGCAGAGGAGCUAGAUCCAACUGGUAAAGCAUCAAACUCUCAGCCCCUUCUGGCAAACCAAACCAAACCAAAUGUAUAACCAAACACAACCGUAUUCCACCGCCACCUCUGCUAACACCGCCACCGCCAGGCUACUCUCCACGCCGUUCAUCUUCGCGGCUACAUUUUUUGUCUCCCUCCUUCUCAUCGUCUCCCUGCUUACUCUCCCGUCCAGGCCGCCGCUCAACCCCUCUGACCCACAGCUCUUCCCUGACCACCAUCCAACCCGCCACCGCGUUCUCAUUCCCGGAGACCAAUCUUCCCCUGCUCCUAGCCCCCCGUCCAUCGCCUACUACAUUUCCGGAUCCGCCGGCGACUCUGGUCGCCUCCUCCGCCUCCUCUAUGCCGUCUACCACCCCCGCAAUCACUAUCUCCUGCACCUCGACCGCUCCGCUCCCCAGGCCGACCGUGACUACUUGGCCGUUUCUAUCAACGCGGUGCCACUCUUCAGGACUGUCCGUAAUGUUUAUGUCAUGGGCAACGCCGAUAUGGUGUACUCUAAAGGCUCCUCCUCCAUAUCUUCAAUGCUCCAUGGUGCAUCGAUUCUUCUCCGCCUUUUGAAAAGCUGGGAUUGGUUCAUCAAUCUCUCUAGUUCUGAUUACCCACUCGUUACUCAGGAUGAUCUUCUUCACAUUUUGUCAUACCUACCCAAAGAUCUCAAUUUCAUCAAUCACACAAGCUAUAUUGGAUGGAGAGAAUCACAGAAGUUGAAACCAAUAAUAGUUGAUCCCGGUCUUUACCUUGUGGAGGAGAGUGAGAUAUUUUAUGCCACUCAGCAGAGGCCACUGCCAGAUGCUUUUCGGGUUUUUAGUGGAUCAUUGUCAUCCAUCUUGACCAGAAAGUUCAUUGAUCACUGCAUCUUAGGCACAGAAAACUUUCCAAGAACACUUUUAAUGUACUUGUCGAAUACACUAUCUUCACAUUCCGUCUACUUUCCCACCAUAUUGUGCAAUUCAAGGCUAUUCAAUAGAACCAUCAUCAAUCACAACCUGCAGUAUGUUUCACUAAAUUCCAGAAAGGAGGCCCGCCUGCUCAACUCCAGUGACUUCAUAAGCAUGAUAAGAAGUGGUGCAGCAUUUGCCUCACCAUUUCAGGCAAAUGAUCCAAUUCUUGACCAGAUUGAUGCUCAAGUUCUCCAUCGUAGUCCUGCAAAACCAGUUCCAGGCGGGUGGUGUUUGGGAAACAGUGAAGCCGACAAGUGUGCUGUUUGGGGAGAUGCUGAUAUUCUAAGACCAGGCAUUGGAGCAAAACGGCUUGAAGAGCAUUUCAUCAGUCUUCUUACUGAAGGAAAGUUUCAGUCUCAACAAUGCAUAGCAGAGUAACUAACACUUAAAAAUGAAAAGCUUGGGAGAUGGGGGAGGAUGUAAAAGAGUGGGAGGAAGAUCUGAAAUGAAUUGUCCACCAAUAAGACUUAUCCCCCCCCCCAUUUUCUGUUUAUAUUUUUUUAUGAACCUGAAUAUGAGCAAAAGAUACACUGUUGUUGCAUACACAGGCUGGUCCAAAUGGUGGGGUUUGCUUUUCUGUUUCCUGCCAUUGCGUUUACUGGUCCUCUGGUGUGUGUACACAUACACAAAACUCAAAAGGCAUCUCCUUUUACCUCACCCCAUAUGAGCUGUGUGGAUCACAUAUUUUUUUAUGUAUAUCGGGAAGAGGUCUGUAUGUACUGUGACGUAUCCAAUAGAUUGAAUAGAAUUACUUCAGAGAAUGAUCUCUAUGUGUGUCCAUGUGUGCAAUUGUAUAGAUGUAUGCACUUUUUUCACUUCAUUUUUUGAUGUGUCCAUCUCUUAAUUAAUACAGCAAUAUGCCAUUUUAAUGCAGAAAUGAAAUUGUAUUAUUUAACAUGAAGCAAUUGUAAUUUGUAGCAGAUUAAAGCAAAACAAGGUCAAGUGCAAAAUAAC